UCGUCGCUUUGGCCGAGUGGUUAAGGCGUGUGCCUGCUAAGUACAUGGGUUUCACCCGCGAGAGUUCGAAUCUCUCAGGCGACGUUAAAUAAUUUUUUCCAUCGGUCAUCGUCCGAUGUAUGUACUUUCAACAUAGUCAUAUUUUACCACGUCAAUUGCUUCUUCCACCCGCGUCUCACCUGAUCAUAACUCACUCACUCCCUUCCUCUCAGGAAGUCCUGUCUGGCUCUCGCUACAUAUGACCAAACGAUCAAACAAACAAAAACUCCAAAUUUUUUAUUUUUCUUUGAUUUCUUUCGCCUCCAAUUUUAGCUUUGCCGCCGUCCUUUGAACCGUCUUUCUCUGUUCACCGUCGCAAAGAUGUCAAUUUCAGCACCUUUAAGGUUCAAACUCUCAACUUUUUCCGGCGGCAACGAUUCAACGACGAGCAAGGUGAUCGGGAUCCGAACUUUUGCCUGUUUCAAAGAGAUUAUCAGUAUCGAAUCUCGGUUGAAAUUAGCUUCAUCAGCGUCAGUUUCCUCGCACCACAUAAUGUUCACAAACCGCAGGUUCACGCUUCACUGCGUUAGGCCGGAUUCUACAGGGAACACGGUUAGUAGGUCGUUGGAAGGGGAAAAUGGAGAUUUUGACGGUGAAUCUAGGGUUUUAGAGGUUGGAAUCGACGAUCAACUGAAUAUUGACGGCGGCGGCGGCGGCGGCGGCGGAGAUAGUGGAGAUGGUGAUUCAUUUGGUGGUGGCGGCGGUGGUGGUGAGGGUGACGAUGAGGAAGAGAGAGAGUUUGGACCGAUAUUGAAGUUCGAGGAGGUGAUGAAGGAAGCAGAAGCUAGAGGAGUGAAUCUGCCCUCGGAUAUGAUGGAGGCUGCGAAAAGUAAUGGAAUCCGGAAACUGUUCCUGCUUCGUUACUUGGACUUGCAGGGAUCGGUUUGGCCACUUGGCUUUUUAAUGAAAUACUGCUCUAUGCUCCGGAAUAGAAUGCUAGCAGAUCCUUCAUUUCUUUUCAAAGUUGGAACUGAGAUAGUAAUCGAUUCUUGCUGUGCAACAUUUGCAGAAAUGAAUAAAAGAGGAAAGGAUUUCUGGUCAGAGUUUGAGUUGUACCUUGCUGAUGUUUUGGUUGGUGUAGUGGUGGACAUUGCUUUGGUUGGCAUGUUAGCGCCUUAUGCUCGUUUUGGUCAACCAUCUGCAUCCAGAGGUGUAUUUGGGCGCUUACAACAUUCUUGCGCUGCUCUUCCUAGCAGCGUUUUUGAAGCUGAAAGACCAGGAUGUAAAUUCUCAGUGAAACAACGGAUUGCAACAUACUUUUAUAAGGGUGUAUUAUAUGGCUCAGUAGGGUUUGGCUGUGGUCUUAUUGGCCAAGGAAUCGCUAAUCUGAUAAUGACUGCCAAAAGGAGCAUAAGGAAAUCAGAUGAGGACAUUCCUGUGCCACCUCUUGUGCAAAGUGCUGUUCUUUGGGGUGUUUUCCUUGCGGUAUCUUCCAACACCCGUUAUCAAAUUAUUAAUGGACUAGAGCGCCUUGUGGAAGCAUCACCUGUUGCCAAGCGGGUUCCACCUGUUGCAAUGGCUUUCACAGUAGGUGUGCGGUUUGCCAACAAUAUUUAUGGUGGUAUGCAAUUUGUUGAUUGGGCAAAAUGGAGUGGAGUGCAAUAGGAGCAACCUGAUUUCUGCCAGAGUGCUUCUUGAAUGAGAAGCCCCGCUGUGGUACCCUCAACCGGCUAAAUGACCCCAAAGAUGGGACAAAAGGAAGCCUCUUUCCCAUUUGGUUUCCAUCAUGACAAGCCAAUUGCAUGGCUGGCAAAAGUAUGAACUGGGAUUCCAUGUUUUGGGGUCAGCAUUGCUGUUCAUGUUGAAGGUUGGUUUUCUCUUACUUAAUGCUCGGACCUACCAACUAGAAUUAAAACUUCCCUUCCCAACACUUAUAUUUGAAAAAAAAAAAAGAAGGGAAAACGAAGGAUUGAACCUUGUUAUUCGGUUUGUCUUGUCAAGCGAAAAUAUCCCGUUCCACGGUUGCACCUUGAAAGUCAGAGAUAGGUGGCCUCUGUACAGUAAUUAAGCAUUUUUUCAACGAACCCCAGGUAUACUUUUGCUGCUUUUCAGCUUUUGAACAACAUAAAAGCAAGAGAAAAAGUUAAGAACAGUGUAAUAAUACCAGGAAGAAAACCGUUGGAUGGGCAUAGUAAUAUUACUAUUCCAAUUCUGAGGCAA
This is a messenger RNA of Theobroma cacao (cacao), 2199 nucleotides long. RefSeq names its product reticulata-related 1 (gene RER1). Gene Ontology annotation, cellular component: chloroplast inner membrane. NCBI's taxonomy places the organism in Eukaryota, Viridiplantae, Streptophyta, Magnoliopsida, Malvales, Malvaceae. The record is from RefSeq and is a predicted model, not a curated record. Gene Ontology annotation, biological process: plant organ development.